AUGGACCCUUUGUACAAGCGCGACAGCGCCAUCGACGUCAAUGGACACAUUGUCAAUGGCCAGACUGUCGACAUCGCCAUCACACCACAAGGCUCCGACUUGUAUUUCGGUAUCUGCGGUGUCAUGGCCGUGGUAGGACUGGGUGUUUGCGGAGCAGCAAUGUUGAAGCCACGAACCGAUCGAGUAUUCUUCUACAUCACCGCAGCGAUCAACAUCACAGCUGCCAUUGCAUACUUUUCAAUGGGCUCCGACUUGGGCUGGACACCGAUCGAUGUGGAGUUUGUGCGUGAAGGAAAUGGCGUUGGCGGCACCAACCGUGAGAUCUUCUAUGUUCGGUAUAUUGACUGGUUCAUCACGACCCCAUUGCUCCUUAUGGACUUGCUCCUCACCUCUGGUCUGCCUUGGCCUACGAUCCUGUGGACCGUCUUCCUCGAUGAAGUGAUGAUCGUGACUGGUCUGGUUGGAGCCCUUGUGAGCACACGCUACAAGUGGGGCUUCUACGUCUUUGGCUGCGCAGCCAUGUUCGGUGUCUUUUGGAACCUUGCAUUCGAAGGUCGCAAACGCGCCAACCUCCUUGGCAGAGACAUAGGCCGUACCUACCUCCUCUGUGGUGUCUGGACGCUCUUCAUCUGGCUCCUCUACCCCAUCGCAUGGGGCAUUUCUGAAGGUGGCAAUGUCAUCCCACCGGACUCGGAAGCUGUCUUCUACGGCAUACUCGACCUCUGCGCGAAGCCUUUCUUCUCCAUCAUGCUUAUCGUCGGACACUGGAACAUCGAUCCAGCUCGCAUGGGACUGCGACUGAGGGACUAUGACCAAGAGCCAAACUUCGCGCACAGUGUAGCUCACGAGAAGAACGUCGGUGCCACCGGCGUGCACAAUGAUGUUGGGCCGAAUGUCCACAGCAAUGCGAACACUGGCGGUGUAGCGCACAAUGCUACUGAGCCCGUUUCUGAGGCGACUGCUGGGACUUCAGCAGUGUAG
Fulvia fulva is the source of this 981-nucleotide messenger RNA. RefSeq lists its product as uncharacterized. Lineage: Eukaryota; Fungi; Ascomycota; Dothideomycetes; Mycosphaerellales; Mycosphaerellaceae. The record is from RefSeq and is a predicted model, not a curated record. Gene Ontology annotation, molecular function: monoatomic ion channel activity. Bases 1 to 981 code for a protein of 326 amino acids. Gene Ontology annotation, biological process: monoatomic ion transport. The transcript has 3 exons. Gene Ontology annotation, cellular component: endoplasmic reticulum; plasma membrane.